AUUAUUUUCGGCCCAAUAAAUAAGAAAAAACAAAAAACACGUGGCAAUUAACUAUUGGCCUAAAAGAAUUAUAUGAAGGGGAAAUUAGUGGGCAGAUAGUGGCAAUAACUGCCUUAACCGUCACUAUCCUAAUCUUUCUCUCUCUCUUAACAAAAUAAAUAAAAGACAAGAUCACAGUUUAAAAGAGUCCCAUGUAAAAUCUGCAGAUAAAAUUUGGAAACACGAAAAAAUAAUUAAAUCACAAAUUUUACUUUUUUUUAAUUUUUUUACUGUGUGUCAGACAAUAUUACUAGAAGUAAAAUUAAUGGAGGAGGAGAUGAUAAAGAAAGGGCCAUGGAAAGAAGAAGAGGAUCGAGUUCUGAUCGAACACGUGCGCAAAUACGGGCCGGGUCACUGGAGCUCUCUUCGAUCCAAAGGACUCCUCCGCCGCACCGGAAAAUCCUGCCGCCUCCGCUGGGUCAACAAACUCCGCCCCCACUUGAAGACUGGGGAGAAGUUUACAGCAGAAGAGGAGAGGAGAGUGAUAGAACUGCAGGGGCAAUUCGGGAAUAAAUGGGCGAGAAUCGCCACGUAUUUAACCGGAAGAACGGACAACGAUGUCAAGAAUUUCUGGAGUAGCAGACAAAAGAGGCUGACUAGGAUUCUCCACACUUGUUCGUCGUCUUCUUCAUCCACCACUAAUCAACAACUCGAAUAUUCCCCUGUUCCUCACCAUCUUCCCUCUUUUCCGGCACCGAAUUUCGCCUCGCCACCGAAGCAAGAACACAACACGUUUCAACUAGAAUAUACUUCUCAGAUUCCGAGUUAUCUAAAUGAGUUCGAGCGAUCCAACGGACCUUCACCGGGCCCCACAGAACAACCACCUAUUAUGCCAGCAUUUUUCGGGCAGGGGCAUAAUUGUCAAAUCGCUCCAAUGCAAGAACCUAACGGCGAAGUAGACAUCGACUUUAUGAUCGACGACGACUUCCCACCAAUCGACAUGUUCGACUCUUUCUCUACUCCAGAUCUAAUCUAA
Messenger RNA from Erythranthe guttata (spotted monkey flower), 1015 nucleotides. Its product is annotated as transcription factor DUO1. The record is from RefSeq and is a predicted model, not a curated record. Lineage: Eukaryota; Viridiplantae; Streptophyta; Magnoliopsida; Lamiales; Phrymaceae.